UCGAACCUCAAUCACCUGUCAAAUUUCAAACAUCCAAAUGUCAUCAACCUCGUGUAUUUCAUAAUUUUUCUCAUUAUUUCAGGCAUUAAAUUCACGUCGAGUAAUAUUCGUUAACUUUCUAAUGCCCCUUUUCCUCAACCGUAUCUAUUUCAGACUUUCCGUAGCGACCUACGUCACUAAACCUAAUUCUAACCUGCUUAAAAUCCUCGCCGAGAUGCCCAAAGAUCCCAAACACAUCGCCGAUGCACAAAAAAAUCGUAAAAAAAUUAAGGAGCGAAGCUCGAAAUAUGUUCCCGGAAAAGUUACGUUGCAGGUACUCGGAUCGGGCGCUGAAGGCGCUCCGAGGAGUUUGUAUGUGUUUUCUGAUCAAGCCAGGUAUUUAUUUAAUUGCGGUGAAGGUACCCAAAGAUUAGCUCAUGAACACAAAAUGAAAUUAGCUAAAUUAGAGCAUAUAUUCAUCACCCAACCAGUUUGGAAGAACAUUGGAGGUCUUCCUGGUACCGCUUUAACGAUACAAGACGUUGGGGUACCAAAAAUAACCCUACAUGGUCCUCAAGGACUCGAUGAAUUAUUUGUAGCCACAAAACGCUUCGUUGUUAUAAAGAAUUUACACAUUAAAAUGGCAAAGUGCGAUGAAAACAAAGAAUUUUCUGACAAUGUAAUGAUCGUACAAUACAUUCUUUUGGAACGAAAGAAAAAAAUUGAACCUAAAAUUGAGGAUAUUGCCGAAGAAAUUGAUUUAGAUUCUGACUUAUCAGGUUUUAGUAAAAACACUCAAGCUGGGUCAUCGAUGGAAACCAGUGAUGCAAGUACUUCGACAAAAUCACCAAAAAGGCGACGUAGAAGUCGGCGGAGCUCUGAAUCCGUUGGCCGAUACAGCACACCGGAUGUUGUUGAAGACAACACGGAUUAUUACGCUCAUGAACGUAAGCCAAAACGUAAACAUAGAGCCCGAUCCCAUUCAGUGAGUGGAUCUAGAGAACCCCCCGAAAGAAUUUCAGAAAGUUCCCAAUUAUUAUUAAGCGAAACCAAGGAGCGGGGUGUUUCAAUGGCUUAUAUUUGUCGAUUACAACCUCGUCCUGGUUCAUUAAACCUGGAUAAAUGUGCUAAAUACGGUGUUCCACCCGGGCCGUUAUUAGGAAAAUUAAAAAAUGGGGAAAAUGUAACUUUAAAUUCGGGUGUUGUUGUCCAACCAACUGACGUUUGCGAACCCGACGAUCCAGGACCUAUUUUUAUCGUUAUUGAUUGCCCAAGUGAAGAAUAUUUAGAUUCUUUAUUAGAAAAUAUGAAAUUAAAGAGGCACCAAAAAUACGCCGAAUGUACAAACGAUUGUGCUCACUUAGUGGUGCAUUUCACUCCAAAUUCGGUUGUUUGUCAUCCGAAAUAUCAAGCAUGGAUGGAAGAUUUUCCUCCGAGUACGCAACAUUUAAUUUUAAAUGAGAAAAAUACUUGUAUGGGGAGUAUUGCUGUUCAUAGGAUUCAAUAUAAACUUAAUUUGUUAAGUAGAACUAUGUUUCCGAUUUUGGGUGAUAAAGGAACCCAAGUUUUAAAUGAAGAGAGCGUAAAUCCUGCUUUUAAGAAACUAAAAACUGAAUCGAUUGAUUCUUUACCAUCAAGCGAACAAUCCGAAUCACAAAUCGAAAAGUUAUCUUUCAUGUCAACGUCGAAAUCGGUUUUAACGACAUUUUCUGAUGAUUGGAUUCAACCGAAUACUUUAUGUUCGUUUCAUUUAAGACCUCGUAAAGGACUUGAUAGAUCUGGUGAAUUGAAGCUGGUCCCUUCCACUUACAUCGAUGAAACUAUUGAGGUUGAAGGUUUCCGAAGUGAAUUGCAAAAGUUACGAAUUAAUAUUUUGAAUCAAAGUCUUGGGUUGAUUCCGAGACCAUAUCCGAAACUUUUAUUUUUAGGCACCGGAUCUUGUAUACCAAAUAAAACAAGAAAUACAAGUGGGAUAUUAUUGGAAACUAGUGACGAAUGUAAAAUUUUGGUUGAUUGUGGAGAAGGAACUUAUGGACAACUUUUACGAUUUUUCGGACCGGAAAAAUCUUUGGAAAUUUUAAUAAACACUCAAGCGAUUUAUAUCUCACAUUUACACGCCGAUCACCACAUCGGUUUAAUUGGAUUCUUAUUGGGACGAAGAAAAGCUUUAAACGAAUUAAAAAUUGAUGCCCCUCCGAUAAUCCUUUUUGCCCCAAAACAAAUUUUAAAUUGGCUCGUUUUUUACGAUCGUUGCUUUGAGUCAUUUGCAAACGAUUUUGAUUUAAUUCCCAACGGAGAUUUACUUCUCGAAGAAGAAGUUAUCUCAAAAGAUUUAAAAGAAAGUAUAUUGAAACGAUUAAAUCUAACGAAUAUAAAUACGGUUUUAGUGAGACAUUGCCCCAAUGCUUUCGGAGUCUCGUUCACUCACAGCGACGGUUAUAAAGUCACUUAUUCCGGUGACACCAUGCCCUGCCCAAACUUGGUUAAAUUAGGGAAAGAUUCCGAUUUGUUAAUACACGAGGCUACGAUGGAAGAUGAAUUAGCAAGCGAAGCUGUUCUUAAAAUGCACUCAACCACGUCUCAAGCAAUUUCAAUUGGCCAACAAAUGAAUGCUAAAUACACUUUAUUGACGCAUUUUAGUCAAAGAUACGCUCGGUUACCGAGGUUUAAUGAAAAUUUUAAAGAAAACGUUGGAAUUGCUUUCGAUAAUAUGCAGUUGAAGUUGGAUGAAAUACAUUUGGUUCCUUUAUUCUAUCCUGCUUUAAAAUUAAUGUUUGCUGAGCAUUACGAAGGAUUAGAAAAUAAAGCGAUUAAGAGGCAGUUGCGAAUUGAACGGGAAAAAUCUGUUGAUCGUAGGUCGUUACAGAAAGUUUAAAUUGUUAAUUAAACAUUUUCAAUAAAAUAUUUUAAAAGUAA
Molecule: messenger RNA, 2895 nt
Organism: Onthophagus taurus
Lineage: Eukaryota; Metazoa; Arthropoda; Insecta; Coleoptera; Scarabaeidae
Gene: RNaseZ
Product: Ribonuclease Z
Biological process (GO): mitochondrial tRNA 3'-end processing
Cellular component (GO): mitochondrion
Molecular function (GO): 3'-tRNA processing endoribonuclease activity
Source: RefSeq, a predicted model, not a curated record